Teleopsis dalmanni is the source of this 2503-nucleotide messenger RNA. It is a transcript of the gene CNPYb, whose product is annotated as protein canopy 4. Bases 106 to 888 code for a protein of 260 amino acids. The record is from RefSeq and is a predicted model, not a curated record. NCBI's taxonomy places the organism in Eukaryota, Metazoa, Arthropoda, Insecta, Diptera, Diopsidae. The transcript is spliced from 2 exons. Gene Ontology annotation, molecular function: signaling receptor binding. Gene Ontology annotation, cellular component: endomembrane system.
GAUAACAUGUCAUUUAUUAUUGUUCGAUGUUUGUUGAGAAAAUAAUCUACGACGCCGGCUUCGAAAAAAUUAAAAUUUUAUUAAAUUAGAUUAGAAAAUUAAAAUAUGUUUUUAAAGCAAUUAAUUUUAAUAGCAUUAUUAAUUGCCUACGCCAGUGGUGGUGCUGAGGAGAAAGAAGGCGUGAUAUAUGCAAACCGCUGUGAAGCCUGUAAAGUACUAGCGACCGAAUUGCAAGGUCGUCUGCAGGAAACAGGCAAGUCGCACGAUGUCAUUGAGACCGGUUAUUUGCUUGAUGAUGUAAGACCAAAAAAACGUACCGAAUACCGACGCAGUGAACUGCGACUGCUGGAGUCCAUGGAAAAUGUUUGUGAACGUAUAUUGAAUUAUAAUUUACACAAGGAACGCAAGGAUAGUACGCGUUUUGCGAAAGGCAUGUCUCAGACAUUUAAAGCACUACAUGGCCUAGUAAACAAAGGUGUACAAGUAGAUCUGGGUAUUCCACUUGAAUUGUGGGACAAGCCACCGGUGGAAGUGACACAAAUGAAAAUACAAUGCGAUCAAAUGUUGGAAAACUAUGAAGAUGUCAUUUCGAACUGGUAUUUUAAGCUUCAGGAUGAUGUACCAUUAUUAAAACAUCUAUGUGAGGAUACCGUGCUGAGACAAGAUGAACGCAAAUGCCUAACAGAAGUAUUGCCUGAAAUCAAUGAAGAUGAUAUGGAACGACUUGGAGAGGAAGAAAUUGAAAAACUAAAAGAAAAACAAAAAAAGCGUGAAGAAAAGAUUAAGAAAACUAGUAAAAAUGAAAAAGUAAAAGAAGAAGACAAACCCAAAAGAGUACGAAUAAACACUGAGAAGAAACAAUUGAAAGGUGAAAAGUCGGAACUUUAAAUCCUGGAAUGUACUGUAACUAGCAUUUAAUUCCAUAAUCAUCUCUUUAUAUAGACUUAUUUUAUAAAAACCUAAACUAUAAUUAAUUAGUUCAUAAGAAUAUUUAUAGUUUAGAUAAAUUUUUAUUAAUCUUAUCAUUUUAAAUCUCCCAUAAAUGUAUUUGUUGAAAUCUUGAUGUUGUAAAGUACUAAAUAUUCCAUAUAUUAUUCAGCAACCACUUUCCUUUUCAUAAUAAUGUACCCCUAUUUUUGUAACAUAAAUGAUCGAAAAAAUGUAUGAUGAGUUAAGCGUACUAUAAGGGACAUUAUUGUCAAAAUCUUUUCCAAUACGCAAUUAAGCCGCCGCAGUUGCAGGGAACAGUAGCUGACGACUCUCAUUGAUUAUAUUACCACUGAAAUUUAUUUGCUGAACUACAUUUUCAACUAUUGUAGCCAGCGACUAUAACGUAAUGCCCGACGUACGAUUAAGCUUCAGUAUCUAAAAACACCAAAAACAAAAUAGACCAACUCUAUUUCUAUAUAUCUAUAAAGCUGACCAUUGUAUGCUAUACAAUUGAAUUUCAGUAACAGUUUUUGUUGCUGCUGUUGUAAGCCGUUUAGAUUUACUGGUAUUAAUGUUAAACGGUAUUUGGUUGUCGCAUUUGGCAAGUGAGUCUACGUUCCUCUCUAGCCUCAAUUAACCAUCACCUAUCCUGACCCAUGUAUUUGUCUUGUAAAUCAUUACAUGUUAUCUGCUUUUUAGAUCCCAGCGGGUUACAACAACAACAGUAGGUCUACGUGCUAUACGUACGUCCUAUAUGGAACAGUGUCAGUCUUUUUUUAUAGCUGUGAUAAGCCGUCAAGGUCUAUAUGGUAGAUAACAUGGUAGGAAUUACAAAUACGAACACAUGGGUUAGGAUAUUACUAGGUAAAGAAAAUGAAAACCAGGAUGGAAUUGUUUAGGAACAAGAGUAUAUUAGAAAUGGGUACGAUUUUAAUUGAAGUUAAUCUGGGAUAAAGCGAAGCAACCUAUCCACUGCAACUACAGUAACUGAAAAUAUCAAAAAUGAAUUUAUGUAUAUAAUUCCUUAUAAUUAGACUGCAGUGAGAGUCUUCAGCUUUAUUGGAUUACAAAGUAGUUGAAGACCCUACAAUUAGGCUACAGUAAGAGUUGUCAGCUACAGUAGCUAAACAAAUAAAAAAAAACAAAGUUAAGUAGGUUCGUAAUAUAGUAUAGUGAGAGUACUCAGCUUCUGUUAACAACAAUUGUAGCUUAAACGUGUAUUUAAGCUUCAUGGGAUAAAAUGGUUGUUUCUAUAUUAAUUCUUCUUUAUGUUAAAUGUAAAAUUAAUUAAAUAAACUAUUGAGAUUCCAUAUAUAUACAGUAAAAGCUCAGUUAAACUAAUACACUCAGGAGCGGGCAUAUAUAUUUUAAAUUGCCAAUGUUAGUACACAUUUCUGUUAUAAAGUCAGAAUUACUGAUCUAUCAACGUUCCCUUAACAGAGCUUUCACUAUAUAAACGAUAUAUUGGUUAACAAAGAGAUUCAUUUUUUUUAAAUUUAAAUGUAUAUUAAUUAAGUUAGAAUUUUAUAUCUGAUGAUAUCUUUUAAAACUUAUAUAUACUUGUACAUAACAA